This is a messenger RNA of Penicillium atrosanguineum, 2103 nucleotides long. RefSeq names its product putative C6 transcription factor. Lineage: Eukaryota; Fungi; Ascomycota; Eurotiomycetes; Eurotiales; Aspergillaceae. The transcript has a single exon. Gene Ontology annotation, biological process: DNA-templated transcription; regulation of DNA-templated transcription. The record is from RefSeq and is a predicted model, not a curated record. Gene Ontology annotation, molecular function: zinc ion binding; DNA-binding transcription factor activity, RNA polymerase II-specific; DNA binding. Bases 1 to 2103 code for a protein of 700 amino acids.
AUGUUCACUGAUAGGCCAAAAGGUAGCGGGCCGGUCCCCAUUGCACCGGCUCCUACCCGGGAAGCCUACGAGGCAACCGACAACGGAGACUCAAUACAGAAUGUGAUGCCCUACACUUGCCAGACCUGUGCCAAGCGAAAGGUCAAAUGCGACAAAGUGGUGCCGAUCUGUUCCAGAUGCCGCAAGGGCGGGUUCGAGUGCAUCUACCAGACACCCCAACCACGAUCUCGAAAAAGAAAAGUAAGCGACGAUGUGCUCGAAAAACUAGCCAAAUAUGAGCAGAUUUUGCAGCAAAAUGGUCUGCUAGAUGCCGAAACAUCGGUCGUCGGAGAAAUGUCUCCUCGGGACCAAGUAUCGGCCAGUCACGUCAAGCCUGGGGCAUCGAAGACCGGUAGGCUUUUGACUGGCCAGGGGAGAUCGAGAUAUAUCGACAGCCAUAUAUGGUACAACCUCGGAGAUGAUGAGAUUCAGCACAUGUCUGAUGAUGAGGAAGAGGAUGAAAUGGCCCCCACUGAUGCCGAUCUCGUGGGAGGUAUCGCACCGGAUCCGUUGACGGGUGCGUUCCUAGGCCGUCAGCAAAAUCUUCUUCAGUAUCAUCCAAAUCAUGUAAAUGCCACACUGUUGUGGAAGAUACAUACUGAAAAUGUGGAGCCUAUCUGUAAGGUCCUACAUGUCCCAUCAACUGGCGAAAUGAUCCAGUCCGUUUCGCAACAUCCUGAAAUGGCGUCCAAGACCGAGGAAUGUCUAAUGUUCGCAAUCUACCACUGCGCAGUCUUCUCAACGACGGAAGAUGAAUGCAUAAAGCAAUUCAGACAGGAGCGAUCUACGCUGAUGCAGCAAUUUCAUUCUGCUGCACGACAGGCUCUCGUGAAUGCAUCAUUUCUCAAGACAACAGAAAUCUCCGUCUUGCAAGCGCUGUACCUUUUCCUUCUAUCCAGCCGUUACGUCUACGAUCCACACACGUAUUGGAUCCUGACGGGAAUAUCCGCCCGCAUAGGACAGCGAAUCGGUCUUCACCGAGACGGAGAGAAGCUGGGUCUACCGCCAUUUGACGUGGAGCUGAGACGGCGAUUGUUUUAUCAAGUUUUUCCGCACGAUGGUAGAGCAAGCCAAUCUGCAGGUAUUGACUUUACCAGCCUGCCUGAAGCCUGGGAUACAAAACCUCCCCUCAACAUCAAUGACAAUCAAAUUUGGCCUGGGAUGACAGAGAGACCAGUCGAGCAAAAUGGCGCAACCGAUAUGAUUUUCUGUCUGUCCCGCGCAUAUGUUGGCAAGAGGCUGGCGAGAUCGGGAAACCCAAUCAAUGGCGCAGCACCAUGGAGCUUCCCCGAUCAUCACGAAGCCGAGAAGAUCCUUAGCGCAGCGGAAGACGAAGUGGAAGAGAAGUUUAUUCGUUACUGCGACAUUGUCAAUCCGUUGCAUUUCCUUACUAUUGGACUUGCGAGGUCCGGUCUGACGGCCAUGCGGCUCAAACUCCGCCUCCCCAAGAUUAGGGAUCAAACUGCUAGCGAUGAGGAGCGGCAGGAUUUGUUCCAGCUCGCGCAGAAGACCCUGGACACUGAUGCAGCAGUCCAUGCGCAUGGGGGCACCAGCCGGUUCCAGUGGCACAUCAAACCGUUCUUUCUGUGGGGUACGCGAGACUCGUUCAUAUUCAUCCUGACUACAUUGUCGAAACGACGAGACUUACUCUCCCGCGAACAAAUUGAAGCCGCCUGGAAAAGCAUAGCACAACUCUAUCAGAACCACGAUGAGCUCUUCGACGGUAAGCAGGCGCUGAAUGUGGCUCUUCGACGGCUUGCUCUGCAAGCCUGGGAUUCCUAUCAGUCGAGCAGUGGUGACCUGCAACCGGAAUUCAUCGAUACAUUGCGGAGUCUGCGAGGGAAGAAAGAGAAGGGGCAAAGCCAGCGAGACAAAUCGACGUGUCUUCCGCCCGAUGCAGCAUCAUCGAGCGGUCCCUCGCCUAUGAGCGAUAUGAUCACAUCGCACGACAGUCUGUCAGGGAGCAUUACCUUUGACGUGGGUCAGAACCUCGAAUUUGAUGUGGAUGACUGGAUAUUUUGGGAUCAGCUGAUUCAGAACCAAUCACUGGGUAGUCAACAAUGA